This is a messenger RNA of Sander lucioperca (pikeperch), 602 nucleotides long. Its product is annotated as gamma-crystallin M2-like. Gene Ontology annotation, molecular function: structural constituent of eye lens. Bases 39 to 587 code for a protein of 182 amino acids. The transcript has a single exon. The record is from RefSeq and is a predicted model, not a curated record. NCBI's taxonomy places the organism in Eukaryota, Metazoa, Chordata, Actinopteri, Perciformes, Percidae. Gene Ontology annotation, biological process: visual perception; lens development in camera-type eye.
AAGUGCAGCACCAGCAGCAGCAGCAACAUCUGGCAAAGAUGACCUCCGGCAACAUGAUGAACAAGAUUGUCUUCUACGAGGAGAGGAACUUCCAGGGCCGCUCUUACGAGUGCAUGAGCGACUGCCCCGACAUGUCCUCCUACAUGAGCCACUGCCACUCCUGCAGAGUGGAGAGGGGCUGCUUCAUGGUCUAUGACCGCACCAACUUCAUGGGCAACCAGUACUUCAUGAGGAGGGGCGAGUACGCCGACUACAUGAGCAUGAUGGGCAUGAGCGACUGCAUCAGGUCCUGCCGCAUGAUCCCCAUGCACAGAGGCUCCUACAGGAUGAGGAUCUACGAGAGGGACAACUUCCAAGGUCAGAUGCACGAGCUGAUGGAGGACUGCGACAACAUCAUGGACCGCUACAGCAUGUCCAACUUCAUGUCCUGCAACGUGAUGGAGGGCCACUGGCUGAUGUACGAGCAGCCCCACUUCAGAGGAAGGAUGUGGUACAUGAGGCCCGGAGAGUACAGGAACUUCAUGAACAUGGGCAUGAGUGGCAUGAGGUUCAUGAGCAUGAGGCGCAUCAUGGAUUCCUGCUACUAGACAAUGACUUAUGAU